Molecule: messenger RNA, 2271 nt
Organism: Syngnathus typhle (broad-nosed pipefish)
Lineage: Eukaryota; Metazoa; Chordata; Actinopteri; Syngnathiformes; Syngnathidae
Gene: vps33b
Product: VPS33B late endosome and lysosome associated
Exons: 24
Coding region: 289-2124 (611 amino acids)
Biological process (GO): vesicle-mediated transport; intracellular protein transport
Cellular component (GO): CORVET complex; lysosome
Source: RefSeq, a predicted model, not a curated record
UCUUGGCAGCAAGCAACUAAAAAGAAGAAAAAGACCCAUCCCUGACGGCUGUCAAUAUUACAAAAUGAUCACUGUUGUCAUUCCAAACUCUCUCAGAUUGUGUUUUUUCAAUUUAUAAUCACAACCUCAGUAGUUGAAUACUACCGCGUUGAUAUCAUGAUCUUAUUGCCCAGUUUGUGUACGAUCGAAAGACUGUGUUUUUAGCAUUAAGCUGAUUAAGCUAGCAAAGAGUGGGGUGAAGCCUCUGCUCAGAGUGAGUGGAUACGGGUGCAGAUUUGGUUCGGCAGCAUGGCUUACAGUGCCAGGACAGAUUGCCCGGAGCUUCCUGACUUCACUCUGCUCAAGAGACUGGCCAGAGAUCAGCUCGUCUACUUGCUGGAACAGCUUCCAGGAAAGAAGGACCUUUUCAUUGAGGCAGACUUGAUGAGCCCGCUGGAUCGUAUCGCCAAUGUUGCCAUUCUAAAGCAACAUGACGUUGACAAACUUUACAAAGUAGAGUAUAAACCCAUCAUUAGCACAUCAGAUCAGCUUUGUUUUCUGAUCCGGCCAAGAAUACAAACAGUGAAGUGGAUAUGUGAUGUGGCCAAAACAGACAAAGCUGCCGGAAAAUGUAGAAGAUACAAAAUUAUAUUUACGCCUCAGAAGUUUUAUGCAUGUGAGACAGUACUGGAGGAGCAGGGCGUCUUUGGAGAUGUGACAAUGGAUGAAUGGGCCUUCUAUCUUCUUCCUUUGGACUAUGACAUCAUCAGUCUGGAGCUCCCAGAGUUUUUUCGGGACAAUUAUCUGGCUGGAGAUCUGCGUUGGGUGAGGACAGCUGGGAGUGCUCUACAUCUUCUUAACUCCAUUUACGGACCAUUUUCAAAGGUUUAUGGUAUUGGAAGGUGUUCAAAGAUGACAUAUGAGUCUUGGAGAGAGCAAGAGGAAGAGGGAGACCAGAAGGCUCGGAACGCUGAAAUAGGAACCGUUUUCUUAAUUGAUAGGGAUGUGGACUUUGUCACCCCUAUGUGCUCUCAAGUAGUUUAUGAAGGACUCGUGGAUGAUAUAUUCAGAAUCAAAUGUGGAUGUGUGGAAUUUGGACCUGAUGUCUCUUCCACAGACAAAAGCAUCAAAGUCAUGCUGAAUUCUCAAGAUAAGGUCUUUAAUGAAAUCAGAAAUGAACAUUUCUCCAAUGUCUUCAGCUUUCUUAGUCAGAAAGCCAAGAAUCUCCAGACUGCGUAUGAUAAACGCAGAGGGAUGGACAUAAAGCAGAUGAAAACAUUUGUCUCAGAAGAACUUAAAGGCUUGAAACAAGAACAUCGCCUCCUGAGCCUGCACAUCGCCGCAAGUGAAUCAAUGAUGAAGAAGAAAACAAAACAGGAUUUCCAGGAGCUUUUAAAAACAGAACACUCUUUACUAGAAGGUUUUGAAAUCCGUGAAUGUAUUUCUUUCAUUGAGGAGCAUAUCAACAGGCAGGUCUCCAGGACUGAAAGUCUUAGACUACUAUGCCUUUUGUCUUUAACAGAAAAUGGACUCCUGCCAAAAGACUACCGGUCUUUAAAAACACAAUAUUUGCAGAGUUAUGGAGUGGACCACCUGCUCACAUUUGCAAACCUCAAGCAGUCGGGGCUGCUGGUUGAGCAACAGCAAGGUGAAACACUGGCUGUUAUGGAGAGCAAAGUGGGUAAACUGGUCAACGAUAAGACAGCAGGGAAGCUAACAGAUGCAUUUUCAUCCUUGGCAAAGAAAAGCAAUUUCAGGGCCCUAAGCAGAAAACUGAAUUUGGUGCCCAAGUCAGAUGAAGGGUAUGACCUGCACGUCCCGAGGGACAUGGCUUACAUCUUCAGUGGCGCCUAUAUCCCACUGAGCUGCAAGCUCAUAGAGCAGGUGUUAGAGCGAGAUGGUUGGACUGGGCUUGAAGAAGUUACCAGGUUGCUAAAUGGAAAUGAGUUUGCUGUCACAGGCAAAAAUGGAGCAAAAAAUGAGGCGCAACGCAUCGUUGUCGUCAUGUUCCUUGGGGGAUGCACCUACUCUGAGAUUUCAGCUUUACGUUUUCUUGGUAGAGAAAGAGGAUAUAAAUUUAUCGUGGUAACGACUGCCAUUACGAGCAGUUCAAGAAUGUUGGAGGCCUUGCUGGACAACCGAUGAUGAUGCCUGUCAGGACAACACGAUGGACCUCACAAACAUUAUUGUCACUUGACAACCAACUCUGAUAGUCGCUCACUUAUCAGAGAUGGGCUGACAAGAAUUGAUUUAAGAUGUGCAACAUCAAAUAAAUGCUUUUUUUUUUUUUUA